Plasmodium berghei ANKA is the source of this 2994-nucleotide messenger RNA. RefSeq names its product mRNA-decapping enzyme subunit 1, putative. The record is from RefSeq and is a predicted model, not a curated record. The transcript has a single exon. Gene Ontology annotation, molecular function: mRNA binding; enzyme activator activity. Bases 1 to 2994 code for a protein of 997 amino acids. Gene Ontology annotation, cellular component: P-body. Lineage: Eukaryota; Apicomplexa; Aconoidasida; Haemosporida; Plasmodiidae. Gene Ontology annotation, biological process: deadenylation-dependent decapping of nuclear-transcribed mRNA; deadenylation-independent decapping of nuclear-transcribed mRNA; positive regulation of catalytic activity.
AUGAAAAAAAAAAAUAACGUAUCCACAAAUCACGGCAAACUAAAAAACGCUGUGAAUCGUUAUGAUAUGAACUGUUCAUAUAAUUAUAAUGAAUACAAGAUCAAUAAUAAAAGUGGGAAAAAUAAUACAACAGGAGCAGAUAUGAAUAAUUAUAAGACUUAUGAUAGUGGAGGAGGAUAUAAUAAUACAACAAAUGGUCGAGGAAGUAUGAAUAAUAAUUCUGCUUAUAUCCAUGGAAAUACAAUAAGUAAUAAUAGUAAUUAUCAUUAUUCUUAUAAUUUAAAACAUAAUAAAAAUUCAUAUAUAUAUGAUUAUAACUCAUAUGGCUCAAGAAAAAUGUACGAAUAUAAGGAUAAACAUAAAGGGCAGGCAAGUGUAAACAACAUCAAAAGUUCGAAUAAUAAUGAUGGAAAUAAUAUUGGCACUAAUGAAGCUACUAAAAAAUUGAACGAUAAUAUUUCUAAAGCAAAUAAAGAAAUUGGAAAUAAUGUACAGAAAGAGGAUAAAAAGAAAGAAGGAAUGCAUUCAAAUAAGGAAGAUAAUAAAAAUGGAUUAACAACAACAAUACCUGAUAAUAUAAAUAUAAAUAAUUUAGAAAAUAAAAAAAAAGAAGAAAAUAUAAGUGAAGAGAUGAGUUUACUUCGAGAAAAAAUAUGUUUUAAAAUGCUCAAAAGUAUAGAUAUAUAUAUAAUUGAAAUUAUUAUGAAAUCGUGUUUUGUAACAGUAUACAAAAUGAACGAAACUGAAUUAAAAUGGAAAAGAGCAGAUAUAGAAGGUUUUCUUUAUAUUGUUAAAAGAUCACUAAAACCUUUUUAUAGAUUAAUUAUAACAAAUAAAAAAAAUGAAAAUCAUUUAUUAGAAGAUAUUAAUGAUAAUAUGAAUUUAUCAACAGAUCAAAAUUAUAUUUUUUAUAAAAUUUUAAAUAAAGAAAAGAAAUCAAAAAGUAUAUAUAGUUUAUGGUUUUAUAGUACAGAAGAAAAAGAAAAAAUAUAUUCAGUUUUAAAAAAUAUAGUUGGAAAUAUGUCUAAAGAAGAAAAAGAAAAAGAAAAAAAAAAUAAACAAUCAUAUAUAAAUUCAGAACAAUAUAUUUCUACUACUAAUGAUGAUAAUGCUAUGAGCACUGUUUCUAGAAAUAAUAUUGCUAAUUAUAAUAAAAGUGUUAAUUUUAUUUUAUCAAAAGGAGAUGAUAAUAAUAAUGUUAAUAAUGCAGAAGAUUGUUCAGAAGAAAAUGAAGCACGUAUCAAUGAUAAUGAUGUGUUGCUUGCAUCUAAUUCUGAAUUACCAUCUAUAUGCAAUUUAAAAAAUAUAAAUAACUGGUAUGAAGAAAAUAGUAUAAAUAAAGUAACAAUUAAAAGUAUAGAACAUCAAUAUCAUUCAAUUGAUGGUGUAAAUUUGUUAGAUGGUGAAAUAACGAACAUAAACAUGAGGAAUAAUGAAAUGGAUGAUAAUAAUAGUAAAGGUUUUGGGGGUAUUAAAAAAGAAUUUACACUUAAAAAUAAUGAAAUAAAUAAAAAAAAUAAAAAUGUAGGAUCACACACGCAUGAUAAUAGUAUAAAUGGUAAUGAACAUUUUAUGGAUAUGAUAAUUAAACCAAUGAAAAAUCAAAAUAUGGAUUAUGGUAAUCAUCUUGAUGUUAUUAAUAAUGAAAAUAGUGAUAGUAUUGUAGAUAUUGAUCAAAAUAAAUUUUGUGAAAAUUAUAAUAAUGUAAAAAUGAAAUCAUAUCAAAAUAUCCAAGAAUAUAAUGACAAAGCUGGUCGUAAAUUAUUAUAUCUUAUUAAAGGCCUUUCAGGGGAAGAAAUAAAAGAAGAGUUGGGAAAAAAAUAUUCCCAAGAUGUUUAUUAUGAUAAAAAAAAUAUAGGAAAUAAUAAUGGGGUAUGUAAAAUGAAAAAUAGUUUAUUUGAUGAAAAAAGUAAUUUUUUUUCGAAAGAAAUUAGUGGGAAAACAGGCGGAGAAGCUAUUAUGAAUUUAUUAGGAUUAAAUAAAAAUAAUGAUCAAAAAGAAGAAAAAGAUGAUGUAUCGAUAUUAGAAAUAGGUAGAAAUACUAGGGUAAUUGAUAAUGAACUUGUGAAAAUUGGAGAAAACAAUGAUGAUGAAAACGAAGAAAUAGAAAAUAUAAGAGAUAGAAUAGAAAUCAAUAAAAAUGGAAAAAAUAGUAAUAGUAAUAAUAGUGCAAGUAUCUGUCAUUUUAAUGAAAAUGAAGUAUCUGAAAGGGAAAUUUUAAUAAAUAAUAUAAUGAAAAAUGGGAAUUUAAAUAAUUCUUAUAGUAAUAUUAAUAUGAAAAAAAUAAAUUUACUAAAAAAAGAGCCACUAGAAAUAUUUGAACAAAAUAAAGAAUACAUGUUAAAUAAUGAGAAUACUACCAAUAAUAAUAAUAGCAAUAUAUAUGCUUAUUAUAAAAAUAUGUAUAAUGAUAAUGAAUGUAAUAAUAAAAAAAAUGGAAGGAAACAUAGUAAUGAAAAGUUAGAUGAUAAUGAACUAAUUGAAAAUAAAUAUUGCAAUAAAGAUAUAAAUAUAUUAUGCAAUAAUAGUCAAGAUGAAAAAGCUAUGACAAAUGCAUUGUUAGACAUUAUGAAAUUAGCAUCAAAUAAAGCUAUGAAUGAUCAAAAAAAAUCAAAUUUAAAAAAUCCUGAACCCCAUAUUCCAAAUAAUACAAACAAACCUAUGCAUAACAAUUAUAUAAAUUCUUACGAUGUUUUGCUAAAAAUGCAAAACUCAAUGGAAAAUGAAGAUAAUAUGACAAAUUCGAUGGUAAACAUAAUAUCAAAUACUAAUUCAUAUGGAUAUAAUAACAAUUUAAUGAACAAGCAUGAAAGUAAACAAUAUAAUAGCAAGCAUGAGCAUUAUGGUGAUCAUAAUAAUAUGGAUGAUUUUGAAAAUAAAAACAUAAUUUUAAACAAAAACACCAUAUAUAACGUAAUUAAAGAGACAUUACAAUCUGAAGAAUUUAUAAACCUUAUAUGGGAGAAAUUAUUGGCAAGAAAUAAAUUUACAUAA